Molecule: messenger RNA, 525 nt
Organism: Rubroshorea leprosula
Lineage: Eukaryota; Viridiplantae; Streptophyta; Magnoliopsida; Malvales; Dipterocarpaceae
Source: the annotation of a GenBank genome assembly
AGCUCUCUUGCAUUUUGAGGUUUAAUUCUAGUUUAUCAUUCUCAUAUUUCAGUUUUUCAAUGCACAAGGAACCAGAGCUACCCAACAAUAAACACAGAGGAUUUGAAGGACAUGUGGGAUGAUAUGGCCAAGGUAGUGGGGGUAUGGGAGACUGUCAAUGAAAAAGAUGUAGAUUCCAUCAAAAAGCUCUGGGGAAGAGCAUUUGAGCAACCAUAUGAGAAGGCUGGAGUUGGACUAGUCGUGGAAUUUGAGAGGGUAGUCCCAGUGAAGCCACCAGUUUACUGGGAGGUUUCGGGUACAGAUGUCAACACCAAAUAUAAGUCCAUGGUCCCCAGAUUCCUUCUAGAGGUCACUUUAAAUUGUUAUCUUCUUCAAUGAUGCUUUUGCCUUUGGUUUAGGACCAAAGGAUCCAGAAACUCGUGGGGGAAUUAAGAAAAAGAAAGUAAUGGAACAAACACUACCAUACCACAUUGUAGCAUCUAAUGUCUUGCAUUUCUUGUCACCUUGUGCCUUUUGCAUUUGCCC